Molecule: messenger RNA, 6539 nt
Organism: Nannospalax galili (Upper Galilee mountains blind mole rat)
Lineage: Eukaryota; Metazoa; Chordata; Mammalia; Rodentia; Spalacidae
Gene: Notch4
Product: notch receptor 4
Exons: 30
Coding region: 87-6068 (1993 amino acids)
Biological process (GO): cell differentiation; regulation of DNA-templated transcription; establishment or maintenance of epithelial cell apical/basal polarity
Cellular component (GO): signaling receptor complex; cell surface; plasma membrane
Molecular function (GO): calcium ion binding; protein binding; signaling receptor activity
Source: RefSeq, a predicted model, not a curated record
GAGCUGGCCCUGCCUCACUGCGAGGGCCCUAAGGGUCCCUGCCUGAAGAGGGAGAGGGGAUCUGGGCCAGGGGCAGGAGCUCUGGAAUGCAGCCCCUGUUCCUGCUGCUGCUGCUGCUGCCACUGCUGACCCUGAUGCUGCGUUUCCCAGCUGUCCUAACCGGAGAGCGGCUGUGUGGUGGUUUCCCAGAACCCUGCGCCAACGGAGGCACCUGCCUGAGCCUGUCUCAGGGACAAGUGGCCUGCCGGUGUGCCCCUGGCUUUCUGGGUGACACGUGUCAGUUCCCUGACCCCUGCCUGGGUACCCAGAUCUGUCAGAAUGGGGGCAGCUGCCAAGCCCUGCUUCCCACACCCCCAGGCUCCUCGAGCCCUGCUUCUUCACUGCCCCUCCGCUUUUCCUGCACCUGUCCCCCUGGCUUCACCGGCGAGCGGUGCCAGGCCCAGCUGGAAGAACUCUGUCCACCCUCCUUCUGUUACCAAAGGGGCCGCUGCCACAUCCAGGUCUCAGGUCACCCACAGUGCUCCUGUAUGCCCGGGUGGACAGGUGAGCAAUGCCAACUCAGAGACUUCUGCUCAACCAACCCCUGUGCCAAUGGAGGUCAGUGCCUGGCCACGUACCCCCAAAUCCAGUGUCGCUGCCCACCCGGCUUCGAGGGUCAUACCUGCGAACAUGACGUCAACGAGUGCUUCCUGGAGCCAGGACCCUGCCCUAAAGGCACCUCCUGCCACAAUACCCUGGGCUCCUUCCAGUGUCUCUGCCCUGCAGGGCGGGAGGGUCCCCAGUGCAAGCUCCGGAAGGGACCCUGCCCUCCUGAGGGCUGUUUCAAUGGGGGCACCUGCCAACUGGUGCCAGAAGGAGAUGCCACCUUUCACCUCUGCCUCUGCCCCCCAGGUUUCACAGGCCUGGACUGUGAGAUGAAUCCAGAUGACUGUGUCUGGCACCAGUGUCAGAAUGGAGCCACUUGCCUGGAUGGGCUGGGUACCUACACCUGCCUCUGCCCAAAGACCUGGACAGGCUGGGAUUGCUCUGAAGAUGUUGAUGAAUGUGAGGCCCAGGGUCUCCCUCGCUGCAGAAAUGGCGGUACCUGCCAGAACUUGGCUGGCAGCUUUCACUGUGUGUGUGUGAGCGGCUGGGGAGGCUCCAGCUGUGAGGAGAAUUUAGACGACUGUGAGGCUGCCACCUGUGCCCCCGGAUCCACCUGCAUUGACCGUGUGGGCUCCUUCACCUGUCUCUGCCCACCUGGACGCACAGGCCUCCUGUGCCACCUGGAAGACAUGUGCCUGAGCCAGCCGUGUCAUGGAGAUGCCCAGUGCAACACCAAUCCUCUGACGGGCUCCACCCUCUGCUUAUGCCAGCCUGGCUACUCAGGACCCACCUGUCACCAAGACCUGGAUGAAUGUCAAAUAGCCCAGCAGGGUCCCAGUCCCUGUGAGCAUGGCGGCACCUGCCUCAACACCCCUGGCUCCUUUAACUGCCUAUGCCCACCGGGCUACACGGGCUCCCGCUGCGAAGCCAAUCACAACGAGUGCCUGUCCCAGCCCUGCAGCCCGGGCAGCACCUGCCUGGACCUACUGGCCACCUUCCGCUGCCUCUGCCCACCAGGCUUGGAAGGGCAGCUCUGUGAGGUGGAGAUCAAUGAGUGUGCCUCUGAUCCUUGCCUGAACCAAGCUAGCUGCCAUGACCUGCUCAAUGGCUUCCGGUGUGUCUGCCUGCCCGGCUUCACUGGUGCCAGGUGUGAGGAUGACAUGGACGAGUGCAGCAGCUCCCCCUGCACCAAUGGAGGGCGCUGCCGGGACCAGCCUGGAGCCUUCAGCUGCGAGUGUCCCCCAGGCUUUGAAGGACCACAGUGUGAGACAGAGGUGGACGAGUGUCUGAGUGACCCCUGCCCCACUGGAGCCAGCUGCCUUGAUCUCCCAGGAGCCUUCUUCUGCCUCUGCCCCUCUGACUUCACAGGUCAGCUCUGUGAGGUUCCCCUGUGUACCCCCAACCUGUGCCAACCUGAGCAGAAAUGCCAAGAUCAGGAAGACAAGGGCCACUGCCUCUGCCCUGACGGAAGUCCUGGCUGUACCCCCUCUGAGGACAGCUGCACCUGCCACCACGGGCACUGCCAAAGCAGAUCCUCCUGUGUAUGUGAUGUGGGUUGGACCGGACCAGAAUGUGACACAGAGCUCGGGGGCUGCAUCUCCACACCCUGUGCCCAUGGGGGGACCUGCCACCCACAACCCUCUGGCUACAAUUGUACCUGCCCCACAGGCUACACAGGACCCACCUGUGGUGAAGAGGCAACAGCUUGUCACUCAGGACCCUGUCUCAACGGUGGGUCCUGCAGCACCAGUCCCAAAGGCUACUCCUGCACCUGCCCUCCAAGUCACACCGGUCCCCACUGCCAAACUGUCAUUGACCACUGUGUGUCUACCCCGUGCCUCAAUGGGGGUACCUGUGUGAAUAGGCCUGGCACUUCCUCCUGCCUUUGUGCCACGGGUUUCCAGGGCCCACGCUGUGAGAGGAGGAUCCGCCCCAGCUGUACAGACAGUCCCUGUAAGAACAGGGCAACCUGCCAGGACACCCCUCAAGGUCCCCGCUGCAUCUGCCCCCAUGGAUACACCGGAAGCAGCUGCCAGACUCUGAUGGACCUGUGUGCCCAGAAGGCCUGCCCACACACUGCCCGCUGCCUCCAGAGUGGGCCUUCCUUCCGGUGCCUGUGCCUUCAGGGAUGGACAGGGCCCCUCUGUGACCUCCCAGUGUCCUGCCAGAAGGCUGCGCUGAGCCAAGGCCUGGAGGUCUCUGCCCUGUGCCACAAUGGAGGCAUCUGUAUUGACAGGGGGGCCUCUUACUUCUGCCGCUGCCCCCCUGGAUUCCAAGGCAAGCUAUGCCAGGAUAAGAUGAAUCCCUGUGAGUCUAAGCCUUGCCAGCAUGGAGCCACUUGUGUGGUCCAGCCCAGUGGGUAUCUCUGCCAGUGUGCCCCAGGCUAUGAAGGCCAGAACUGCUCAAAAGAACUCAAUGCUUGUCAGUCUCAGCCCUGUCACAACCAUGGGACCUGCACCUCCAAACCUGGAGGUUUCCACUGUGCCUGCCCUCCAGGUUUUGUGGGGCUACGCUGUGAGGGGGAUGUGGAUGAGUGUCUCGACCAGCCCUGCCACCCCAAAGGCACUGCGGCCUGCAAAUCUCUAGCCAAUGCCUUCUACUGCCAGUGUCUGCCUGGACACACAGGCCAGAGGUGUGAGAUAGACACGGACCCCUGCCAGAGUCAGCCCUGCACCCAUGGAGGGUCCUGUGAGGCCACAGCAGGACUGCCCCCUGGUUUCACCUGCCACUGCCCCAAGGGUUUCCAAGGCCCCACCUGCAGCCACAGAGCCCCUUCCUGCGGCAUCCAUCACUGUCACCACGGGGGCCUGUGUCUGCCCUCCCCUAGGCAGGGCUUGCCACCCCUCUGUGCCUGCCUCAGUGGCUUUGGGGGCCCCGACUGCCUGACACCUCCAGCUCCUCGAGGCUGUGGACCCCCCUCACCCUGCCUGCACAACGGCAGCUGCUCAGAGACCCCUGGGCUGGGUGGCCCUGGUUUUCAAUGUUCCUGCCCUCCCAACUCUCCAGGGCCCCGGUGUCAGGGGCCAGGGGCAGAGGGGUGUGAGGGCAGAGGUGGGGAUGGAGCCUGUGAUGCUAGCUGCAGUGGUCCAGAAGGAAACUGGGAUGGAGGGGACUGCUCUCUGGGGGUCCCGGACCCCUGGAAGGGCUGCCCCUCCCACUCCCAGUGCUGGCUUCUGUUCCGGGAUGGACGGUGUCACCCACAGUGCAACUCUGAAGAGUGUCUGUUUGAUGGCUAUGACUGUGAGAUGCCGCCAGCCUGCACCCCAGCCUAUGAUCAAUACUGCCAAGAUCACUUCCACAAUGGGCACUGCGAGAAAGGAUGCAACACUGCAGAAUGUGGCUGGGAUGGGGGUGACUGCAGACCUGAAGAUGGGGACUCAGAGUGGGGGCCCUCCCUUGCCCUGCUGGUGGUGCUAAGCCCCCCAGCCCUGGACCAGCAGCUACUUGCGCUGGCCCGAGUGCUGUCCCUGACUUUGAGGGUUGGGCUGUGGGUGAGGAAGGACAGUGAGAACAGGGACAUGGUAUUCCCCUACCCGGGGGCACGGGCCGAAGAGGAGCUGAGGGGAACUCGGGAUUCCUCUCCUCAGGAGAGACAAGCCUCUCACACCCAGCCUAUGGACAAGGAGACAGACUCCCUUGGCGCUGGGUUUGUGGUGGUAAUGGGUGUGGAUCAGUCCCACUGUGGCCCUGACCACCCUGCAUCCCGAUGCCCCUGGGACUCUGGGCUCCUGCUCCGAUUCCUUGCAGCGAUGGCUGCAGUGGGAGCCCUGGAGCCCCUGCUGCCUGGACCCUUGCUGGCUGCCCACCCUCAUGCAGGCACUGGGCCCCCAGUCAACCAACUCCCCUGGCCUGUACUGUGCUCUCCGGUAGCUGGGGUGCUUCUCCUGGCCGUCGGGGCUCUUCUUGUCCUCCAGCUCAUCCGACGUCGCCGUAGAGAGCAUGGAGCCCUGUGGCUGCCCCCUGGUUUCACUCGAAGGCCUGGGACACAGCAGGCACCCCACCGCCGGAGGCCCCCACUAGGAGAGGACAGCAUUGGCCUCAAGGCGCUGAAGCCAGAGGUGGAAGUCGAUGAGGAUGGAGUGGCCAUGUGCUCAGGCCCUGAGGAGGGAGAGGAGGCUGAAGAACCAGCCUCCAAGUGCCAUCUCUGGCCACUGAACAGCGGCUGUGAAGAGCUCCCACAGGUAGCCAUGCUGACGCCUCCUCAGGAGUGCGAGAUUGAAGUUCCUGGGGUGAACACCUGUGGACCUGAUGGGGUAACACCCCUGAUGUCAGCGAUCUGCUGUGGGGGAGUAGAGUCCAGGACUGUCCAGGGGCCAUGGCUGGGAAAUCCUGAGCCCUGGGGACCACUGCUGGAUGGAGGGGCCUGUCCCCAGGCUCACACCGUGGGCACUGGUGAGACACCCCUGCACCUGGCUGCCCGGUUCUCCAGGCCAACUGCUGCCCGUCGUCUCCUUGAGGCUGGAGCCAACCCCAACCAGCCUGACCGGGCAGGGCGGACCCCACUUCACACCGCAGUGGCUGCUGAUGCUCAGGAGGUCUGCCAGCUCCUACUAGCCAGCAGACAGACCGCAGUGGAUGCACGCACAGAGGACGGGACCACACCUUUGAUGCUGGCUGCCAGGCUGGCCGUGGAGGACCUAGUUGAAGAACUGAUUGCAGCCCGAGCUGACGUAGGGGCCAGAGAUAAAAGGGGGAAAACGGCGCUGCACUGGGCCGCGGCCGUGAACAAUGCCCGAGCCGCCCGCUGCCUUCUCCAGGCUGGAGCCGAUAAAGACGCCCAGGACUGCAGGGAGCAGACGCCGCUGUUCCUGGCGGCGCGGGAAGGCGCCAUGGAGGUGGCGCAGCUGUUGCUGGAGCUCGGGGCUACCCGAGGACUGCGGGACCAGGCCGGGCUGGCCCCGAGCGACGUGGCUCGCCAGCGCAACCACUGGGACCUGCUGACCCUGCUGGAGGGGGUGGGGCUGCGGGAGGCACGUCACAAAGCCUCGCCGGGCUGCCAGGCGGUGGCUCGUGCGCAUGCGCGCACCGCGUCAUUGGACGGCGCUCCGUGCGGGGGCGGGGCUGUGCCGCGCUGCCGGACGCUGUCGGCCGGAGCAAGCUCUCGGGGGGGCAGAGCCGGCCUCCCAACUCGGGCUUGGUCCGUGGACUUGGGCGCGCGUGGCGGGGCCGCCUACGCGCGCUGCCGGAGCCGAUCCGGAGGCUCCCGCGGCCGUGGACUUCCCGCCGGCGCGCGCGGGCCUCGCCCCAGCCCUGCGAUCGUGCAGGGGAGGCCUGGGGUGGCGGCCGCAUGCGGACCUCUGGCCCCGGAGCAAGACUGGCCGCGCGACUGGGUGGCCCUGGGAGCCUGCGGCCCCGCCUCCAGCGCCCACAUCCCGCCCCCUUGCCUGACUCCGUCCCCGGAACGCGGAUCCCCGCAAGUUGCGUGGGGUCUUCAUAUUCCCCCAGUAGCACCCUUGAACCCAGGCGGAGGGGAUCAGAAGUAGGCGGCAGUGAGGGGUCCCAAGGUGUUACCUUCCAAAAAUAAGCGCAUGCCCACCAGUAGAGACCUGGUCUCCGCCCUCGAGUACCCGCAGCCCAGGGAAGAGGGCUUAGGGUGCCACCCAGGCCUUUCCUAGAAAAUAGGGCAGCUACAAGCGGAGAAUGGAGCCGGAAGGGCCCUAAACUGGACCAAACAACCGUGGGUAAACCGGAUGUAAAAUGUCUUGUAUAAGACUCCCAAAGGGAGCCUUGCCAUCCAUUGCCCAAACUGAACAGCUGGUAUUUAUUGCGCACCUACUAUGUGCCAGGUGCUGUGUAAACGAUGGGAGGUGGCCAAUGGCAACUCCAGCUGUUGACUCCUUUCCCUCUCUACCCCCUGAUAAGGAAAUUGGUGAAGGGAUGAGGCGCCACCCUCCCCAGCCACUGCUAUCUCUAUUUAAGAACCAAAACUAAUAAUAAAGCUGAUUUGAAGCGUU